AUGCUUCUUGAACGUCAGAUUUUGCAUCAGAUGAGUCACAUACGUCAUAAGCGAAAGUUAGCGAAGGAACGAGUUCAAGUAAUUUUUGUUUGUUUUACGUAGAACGUUAGCUAAUCAAACUUAUUUUCUUAGUCGAAAUCACGCCACAACAAUGACUGGUAUGCCAGAUCAACAGUUCCUAUGGAACAUAUUCCAGAAAGUCGACCGAGACCGAAGCGGGUUCAUUUCAGCAGACGAAUUGCAACAAGCCUUAUCCAAUGGGACAUGGAACCCAUUUAAUCCGGAAACCGUCCGAUUAAUGAUUGGGAUGUUUGAUCGGUCAAAUCGAGGGUGCGUAAAUUUUCAGGAUUUUGGUGCACUUUGGAAGUACGUUACAGACUGGCAAAACUGUUUCCGUUCAUUCGACACGGAUAACUCGGGGAACAUCGACAAAAAUGAGCUGAAGUCAGCAUUGACUGCAUUCGGAUAUCGCCUCUCCGAUGGGCUGUACGAUAUACUAAUAAGAAAGUUUGAUCGAUACGGAAACGGCACGAUAUUGUUUGAUGAUUUUAUCCAAUGCUGCGUCAUACUCUACACUCUAACAUCCGCUUUCAGACAGUACGAUACGGAUCAGGACGGAGUGAUAACAAUCCAUUAUGAACAGUUUCUAAAUAUGGUAUUCAGUCUAAAAAUUUAAUCGAAAUUCUAUGAAAUACUUGUCUCGUCGAUUCUGUGAAAUUCUCACAUGAGUAUUUUUUAAUCAGAGCUAAAAAUAAUCUUUUAAGCAUUCUGUUAUAUUAUUUUACCAAUCAGUGAUCAUGGCAAACGAUAUGUGAAACCCAUUCUUAUUAAACUAAUUCCUUAAAAAAAAUAAUGUUUUGUUCGGUUUUACACGAAGAAAAAAUCAUUAGCCGAACAAUGUUCAGUUAAGUAUCAGUUAUUCAGAAUUGUCACAACGUUAGAAACUACUACUUGUGGUAUUAUACAUAUGCAACAAUUUUCGUUCUAAUAUGUAAUGAAGAAUCAAAAUAAACAGUGCGCCUGAUUACCCUCACUUCUAUCGAUAAGGAACGUUUACUUCUAAGCGAUAUAAAAUUGUUACAGUAUACAAAACUAUAGACCUACCUGUUAUCUUACUUUUAAAAGUCUACAAGAACAUAUAAAAACAAGAGAAUCAACAAAAAUUUGCCAAACUAGUUUUUGCGCAAUUUACAUAUUUUGAAUACAGUUUUCGUUUUGCCGUAUACAAA
Messenger RNA from Malaya genurostris, 1229 nucleotides. Its product is annotated as programmed cell death protein 6. The record is from RefSeq and is a predicted model, not a curated record. Lineage: Eukaryota; Metazoa; Arthropoda; Insecta; Diptera; Culicidae. The transcript has 2 exons. Gene Ontology annotation, molecular function: calcium ion binding. Bases 152 to 676 code for a protein of 174 amino acids.